Molecule: messenger RNA, 715 nt
Organism: Catharus ustulatus (Swainson's thrush)
Lineage: Eukaryota; Metazoa; Chordata; Aves; Passeriformes; Turdidae
Gene: ATOH7
Product: atonal bHLH transcription factor 7
Exons: 1
Coding region: 100-555 (151 amino acids)
Biological process (GO): neural retina development; regulation of DNA-templated transcription
Molecular function (GO): protein dimerization activity
Source: RefSeq, a predicted model, not a curated record
GCACGAAGGCUUCUCCAUGAGUGCUCUCCUUACCACUUUUUAGAUACGGAAUUGUUGCCAGGUGACCUUUGUGUGUGUGACAGUGAAGCUGCAUCCGCUAUGAAAACGUGUAAAUCCAGUCACCUGGACUCGGGUGUGGAGGCAGAGGCGCAGUGCAGAAGUGGAACAGGCUGUGUGGUGAAGUGCAGCUCGGAGAGGAUGGAGAACGCUGCCAAGAGGAGACUGGCUGCCAACGCCCGUGAGAGGAGGCGCAUGCAGGGGCUGAACACAGCCUUCGACCGCCUGAGAAAGGUGGUGCCGCAGUGGGGGCAGGACAAGAAACUGUCCAAGUAUGAGACCCUGCAGAUGGCUCUGAGCUACAUCAUGGCUCUGACCAGGAUCCUGGCCGAAGCUGAAAGGUACAGUAGUGAGCGAGAGUGGAUUAGCCUGCACUGUGAGCACUUCCAUGCCGACAGCUACCAGCACUACCCGGCACAGAAACCCAGCGCCGACAGCGAUCCUUACUCACAGAGGGUGUUCAGCUACCACCCCGAGCACUUCCAAAUAGCUAACUAGAACUUGUUGCCAACUGGGAAAAUGCAGCAGGCCAGAUGUGUAAUUUAAUAAUUAGCAAGAGUUAAUCUGCUUGGCUAAGGUAAUAUUGGCAUGAUAAUAGCUCAUUCUUGUUUGCGUCUUAUAGGAAUUUGACAAAAUAAAUUUGCUCUGAGAACAUAAA